AUCUGUUGCUGGUACCGUAGGACGGGUAGUCUUAGACCCGCGACAUAGUCGAAGGUUAGUAAACGAAAAGAGCGGCCUAAUUGUCGCUCUGACUCUGACUGCACUUUUUCAGGCUUAUUCCUGACGGCUGGCUGCUACCUCUUUCAUCCAGAUUCUCCAUGCAUGCCGUCUCCAUCCGUCUGUUCAUGCUUUGCGGUUCGUACGGCACUAGUGGCGCUCUUUCGACCAGUCAGGCGAAUAUUGAAGGGGGUGGUAUAGAAGAAUAGAGGAGGGGGGUCAGAUAAACCACCUUACCGUCAACCUGGUUCGCGGCGCAGGACAAUAGAGCGCGGACCCUGCGAGGCGCAUGACACACUAGCGAGGGCACGACCGGCUCUCCCACUGGGGCACGCGGUGCCGGCGGGGCACCGCCGCUAGCCAUGGCCCUGGACGCGUCCACGCUGCACCCGCCACAGCGGCCGUCCUUCAGCUCUCGCCUGGCGCGCCUGCGGGAGCUCAAGGUGAAGGUCCAGGUCGUCGCCGCCGCUGCCGCUGCCGCCUCCGCCGCCGCGCCACUGGCGGCUGCGACUGCGGCUGUUACUGCGACUGCGGCGGUGCCGCCUGCGCCAGCGACAGUGUCGUCAACGACCCAAUUAGCUUCCGCUUCGGUAACUUCUGCCAGCGGUGCUCCAGGCGCAAGCAGACCACCUACUGUUGCUCUGCUGGGCGACGGGGGGGAACACGCCACUGCGACUUCUCCUGUCGCUGCGGUUCUGAGAGGAGGCGCAACUUCGUCAGCGUCGACAACGUCGACAGCGUCGGCGGUUGUCGCAGUGUCGUCAGCGUCGGCGACUGUCGCAGCGGCAGCAGGUUCGGGGCAGGCGAGAAGCGGAGAUGUCGCCGGUUCUGGUGCUGGCGCCCCCCGUGUUGCGCCGGCCGAAGCCAGCGCGAGCAGCGGCGGUGGAUACAGAGGCAUCGGUUGCGACAGGAACGAUUCUAGUAGUAGCCGCGAUGGAUGGAGUCGUAAGAGUGUAGGCCUCGGUAUUUUGCUGGCGGAUUGUCGCCGUGAUGAGCUCGGCAAAAGCACUUCUCCGCGUGAACAUCCCCCGGCGGCGGCGUCCGAGUCUCCCACUGCCACAGCUUCCACCUCCUAUGUCGCUGCUCCGAUAACUCUCCUUCCAUCGGCCCCCGCCGGCAAUUCAGCUUCCUCCACCCCCGCAUGUCCCCCUUCUCUAGCAGUACGCCAUCUUCGUGAUCCAGCCCCAUCACUGCCCACUUGUAGUGGCACUCCGAGUGCUCUUCCACCGCACCAGCAGUCGCCACCGCCGCUGCUGGUAGUGACAGCUCCUUCCACCUUCUCCUCCUUUCCGUUCGCACCGGGAAGCUGCCUCAAGUCACCAGACAGUCUCCCUGCCACCGCUAAGCACGCUCAUUCGCGUCACCUCGCAAUACAGCCGGCCUUAAAGCGGGACGUUCAGGGUGACAGCACCGCUACUAGAGUGACGGUACUACGCGCGGCGGGUAGCACGGUGAGCUGGGUGAACCCAAUGUUCGGAUCGCCAGCGGAGGAGGGGAUGGCGGAGAGCGCGAAACAUCCGCUUCCUGAGGAUUCUCCUGAGGAGCGGGGGAUAGAGGCGGCAGGCAUCAUAGAUGAGGCGAUCGCGGACAGGGGGAGAAGAGGAGAGGAUGGGAGGCAGGCAGUGGAGCAGGAUGGGAAGGAGGAUGGAGGGGAGAAUUGGGGGAAGGGUGCGGGGAUUGCAAGGCCUGCAACACGGAAGGCGGACGAAGGCGAGGAAGAGGUGGAGAACGAGACGGAGGAGGCUGAAGCGUGGAAGCAGGAGGAGGAGGAGGAGGAGGAGGAGGAGGAGGAGGAGGAAGAGGAGGAGGAGGAGAGGGGGUCGUGGCUGGUGGAGAGGUGUGACGCGAGGAAAGGGCUGGUGGGCGCACAGGGGGUAGACGACGCGCACGAAGCGGACCAUGCGCAAGAGGCGGUAGACUCGCCAAAGGCGGCGGCAGAUGCGCAAGCGGCUUCUGGAGACCGGGUUGUCGGGGAGGUAAGCGUGGGUGAAGCCUCGGAGAGAGGAGAGGGUGGAGCGAUCGGCGAGGAGGCGGCGGAGAGAGCGGGCCGGCACGGGGGAUGCAAGGCGGAGGAUCACGGUGCGACUGAUCACGUGCGUGAGGGGCAGCAGAGCGACAGCAGCGUGGGUGAGCUAGUACUACUGGUAGUACAAGAGCCCCAGCUGUCGCGUCUGCCUGAACCAGGAGGUGGGCAGGACGGGGCAGCACGGAAGGAAGUGGUGGUAGUAGUAGCAACUGAUAGUGGGCUAGAGCCUGGGAAGGGGCGUGGAGGGAACGAAUACGCGGGAGGCGAGAGGGCGGUGAGGUCAAACGUUGCUAUAAGCGCCAGCAGCGUUGGUGGUGUUAGCCCGACACUAGAGCUCCGGAGUGGACGGGACGGCAUGGGGAAAGGAGACGGGGAGGUCGUGGAAGUCGUGGAAGUCAAGGAGGGAAAGUGGGAGAGGCAAGGCGGGGGAGAGGAAGGAGACCGUCUCGAUCUGUUGGGGCGCUCGGACGAUGCAGAUCAUGCUGCUCAAGACACUCUACCAGUAGAAGUAGCAUCCAGUACCAACACUACGACUACCACGCCUUUCACCUUCCCGUGCUUCCCCGCGACCCCCAUGCGGCUCCCCGAAGACGCCCCCCCCUUCCCUUCCGCCUCCCCUGUAGACUCCCUCUCCGCCCUGUCCGCGGCUUUCGCUUCCCGCGCCUCCCCCCCGCCUCCGCGCCUACUUUCCGCCGACGCGCGCGGCCGCGAUGUCGACGGGGAACGCUUGAGCGACUUUACCGCCACUGCAGAUGAUGCUCGUAGUGGUGCUGCUGCUAAUGCGGAGCGAGAGUUGCUUGCGGGGGGCCUUCGAUUGCCAAACGGAGGCGCAACAAGCGCCGCAAGAGAUGGCGCAAGCGGCGCAGAGGAUGGCGGAGGGGGGGGAGGGGGGAAGGCGGAGGGACUGGCGGGGGAACCAGCGAGGGGGUUGAGGGCGAGCGCGGAGUGGGGGAUUGCGGGGUGGUUCAGGGGAGCGGGGAACGUGCGGGAGUCUGCGGAUGGCGGGAGGGGUGUGAGGGGAAGCGCCGCGGAGGAGUGGGAAGCUGGGAGCCACGGGAUGUCGAGUGUGACGUCAUCAAUUGAGAGCAAUGCGGACGAGGAGGAGGAUGCGAUGGGGUCGGCCCACGUGCUGAUAGAGCCUGGGCUGGAUCUCGCCAGGCUGGACAUGGUCCCCCUUGACGUGGCGUCGUCUGCUGCUGACGUGGAGGACGAGGAGGAGGAGGAUGUUGAUGCUGGUGCUGGUGCUGGUGCUGGUGGGUGUUAUGGCGGUGAUGGUAGUGGGAAAUCCGGAGUUUAUAGUGGCGAUGGCCAUGGUGAUGCUCAAACAUGGCACCAUGGACACAGGCCUGGAUGUCAUGGGCCUGAUGACGGCACACGCAGUGGGGAGCUCGUUUCAGCAGCGGCGAUGCCUACUGUGGGAGGGCAAGACGAGGUGCGUGUGAUAGGGGGCAGUCGAGACGGCUCAGGCGACUGCUCCUCCUCCUCCGCUGCUGCUGCUGCUGCUAUGGAGAACCCUGCUGGUGCCCAGCUUGGGGAAUCCACUCAGCAGCAAUGUGCUCCUCAACACCAGUACGCUGCGAAUGUUGCUGUAGCGGCACGAGAGGCAGUGCCAUUGAUGCUGCUGCCGCCUCCACCUGCACCACCAGAGGCUACAUCACUACUGGUUGAGCCCGCGAUACCACCAGAAAUCACAGAGGCAGCAGCAGCGGCAGAAGCAGAGGCAGCUGCAUCAACAGCAGAAGAAGCAGUGGCAGCAGCAGCUGCAGCAGUGAAGCCAUCAUCAGCAGCAGCAGGGGCAGCAGCAGGCAUGAGCUCAAGUGAUGCCACAGCGUGCAUGGCAGAGUUUUGGGGAGUUGGAGGAGAGUUCCGGGAUCCGACUAGUGCCAAAUCGCCAGACUCAGAAGGAAGAUCGGUUUCAGGUGCAUGGGGAGGGAAAGGGGCUGCAGAUUCUGUUUCACAUGCUGGAUUUGAUGAGAAUGGAGGGGAAGUGGGAAAAGAGAGGGGAGAGGGAGUGGCUGGUUGUCACGGCUGCAUGAAUAUGGUUCCCUUCAACAGCAGCAGCAGCAGCAGUGCACUUGUCACUACUGCGAGGGGUCAGAGAGUUGCAAGUGCUGGUGGAUGGGCGGGUUCAGAGGUGGGGAGGGGAGAGGAGGAAGAAGGGAAGGCAGCAGCAGGGUCUGACACUCUGAGGGUGAUUCAAGCAGUGCUGGGCCUCAUGCAGGUGGGGGCAUCAUCAAAGACGAUGCUUGGAGAUGGGGGAAAGGAGGAGAAGCGGGAUGGUGAGGCGGAGAGCUGUAAGUGGUUGACCGUGGGGGGUAGCGAGGGCUGGCAAGAGGAUGUUGCAGAGGGGAAUGGAGGAAGGGGGGAUGAAUUGACGCAGGUAGAAUCGGGUUUGAUGCGAGAGACAGAGAGGAUAGAGGAGGAGGUGGACGGCAGAGGAGGAGAUGAGGAAGGGGAUAUGGAGGUGGUGAGAGACGGUGAUGAGAGAGGUGGAGAGAGGAGAAUGGUUCAUGAUGAGGCAGAUGAAGAUGAAGAUGGAGAGGAGGCAACAGAGGAAGAGAUGGAGUUUGAGAAGACUGAGGGGCAAGAGAAGGAAGAGGAGGACGAAUAUUAUGAGGAGGAUGAGGCUGAAGAGGAGGAAGAGGAGGAAGAGGAGGGAGAGGAGGAAGAGGAGGGAGAGGAGGGAGAGGAGGGAGAGGAGGGAGAGGAGGAAGAGCAGGGAGAGGAGGAAGAGGAGGAAGAGGAGGAAGAGGAAGAAGAGGAGGAGGUGGAGGAGGAGAGGGAAGAGGAGGAAGAGAAGGAGGAAGAGGAGGAAGAGGAGGAAGAGGAGGAAGAGGAGGAGGAAGAGGAGGAAGUAGAGGAGGAAGAGGACGAGGAGGACGAGGAGGAGGAAGAGGAGGAAGAGGAGGAAGAGGAGGAGGAGGAGGAAGAGGAGGAAGUAGUGGAGGAAAGGGACGAAGAGGAAGGUAAGGAGGAAGAGGAGGAAGGGGAGGAAGUAGAGGAGGAGGAAGAGGACGAGGAGGCAGAAGAGGUGAAGGAGGAGGAAGUGGAGGAAGAAGAGGAGGAAGAAGAGGUGGAGGGGGACGUAGAAGAGGAUGAGGAAGAAGAGGAGGAUAAAGAGGAGGAAAAAACGGUGAUGAGAAACAAAGGGAGCAUUGCGACAGAGAUUGUGGCGAAGGGUGAGAAGGAAGGGGGCACAGAGAAGGAGACAUGGAGGCAGCAGCGGAUUGCAGAGGAGGUUGAGAGGCUGAGGGCGAGGCUGAGGGAGAGAGAGAGGGAACUGGCAGUGGAGCGAGAGAGGCUGAGGCGAAAGGAGCAGGAGCUGGAACGAGAGAGGCAGGGAGGGAGGGAGGUGGCUGUCAUGGCGACAGAGGAGAAGAUAGAGAGGAGGAGAGAGAGGAGGGAGGUGGAAAAGAAGGCCAGUGAGGGUGAGGAAGGCAGUCAGGGAGUUGGGUUCCGGGAGGAGGAGCAGCAGGGGCGAGAGAGGAGGAGAGAACCAGAGCUGCCGCAGCAGCCAGAGCAGGAUUCAAAGAACGCCCUUGUUGCUGCCCACACAGAAGUAGCAGCAUCUGAGGAGGAAAGCGUUCAUCCAUCGUUAGAGGCAGGGCAAGAGUUGAAGGAGGCCAGCAGCAGGCUGGCAGAGGGCGAGAGUGGGACAGGAGUGGGGCGUGAUGAGGAGAGAGUCAGAGAAAGAGGAGGGAGUGGGAUUGUGGAGGUGGAAGAGAGAGAGGAGAGGAGUUGGGCGAUGGGGAAGGGGGUGGAGAGGAAGCAGUGGCUGCAGCGGGCGUCUUCGCUUUUGAGAACUCUGUGCUCUUCUCUCCAUUCCGAUCACCAUGGCAGGAAGGCACUCGUGCUGAAUGUGCAUGCUCCUUCUGCUGCUGAAGCUGCUGCUGCUAGGGACUCUGGCACUACGCGUGGCAGCACUAGAUUGGUCAGCAGCAGCUCUACCGGUGGCUCUUGUGCACCUGGUGGUGCUGUUGAUUGUGGUGCGAGAAGUGGACUCACUAGCGCCCUCCUCUUCUCCCGCACGUGCUCUGCUGACUCCUCUGGCUCCGCCUCCUCCCUCGCCCCUCUCGCUCCCUCCCUCUCUGCCAUCUCUGUUCCUUCACCCCCAUCCUCGCCUCCCCCCUCCUCCUCCACCUGCUCCUCCUCCCAUCCCUCCCCAUCUCCCAAGCUCUCAGCUCACUCCCACAACCUUGUUGAUCGUGUGGCAGCAAGAGGGCUGUCCAGCCCAGCACGUGAUGUGCCAGCAGCAGCAGCAGCAGCAGCAGCAGCAGAAGCGAGAGCAGUGAGAUCGUGUGGUCAUGGGGUGCACGGGUUCCCUCUCUUUGCCAUCCCUGACAUUCAGCUGGAGCCAAAGGAUGAUGAGGAAGAUAGAGGAGCUCUUGAGCACAAGUUCAACGAGACGAGCCCGAGUUCGCUUGUGGGCUGCCCGGUGGAGCAGCAGCAGCAGCAGCAAAGGCGUCGCACAACAGAUCAGGAGAAGGACGGGACGCAGGGAAGAGGCAUUUUGAUGAUGGCGGCUGAGGGGAGAAGGUGGCGAGGAGUGAUGAGUCCGUGGAAGCGACGAGGAGGAGGGGGAGGAGCGGGGGAUAGUGGCAGGGGGACGACCCUAGCUGUUGAAUCCGCCACUCCCCAGCAAAAGGCUCAGACCUCCAAGUUUACCGAUGUGGAUGAUGAUGCACCAUCGCCAUUGCCUAGUGGGCGACUGCUGCCUUCUCAGUCGUCCUUACCUGCGUUCCGCUUCCCUCGCUACCCUUCUCCGCAUCGUGUGUGGCCGGUUAGUAACAAUCCUACACCUGCUGCUGCCACCAGCAGCAACACCAAUGCCAGAGUUGCAACAACGAGCAGCAGCAGCAGAAGCAGCAGCAGCAGCAGCAGCAUGCAGUCUGGUUCUGUCAUCUCUGCUGCCAGUUUCCGCAGCAGCCGGAGUGGCAAUGGCAGCAGCAGCGGCAGAAGCACCACUUGGAGCGGCAGCGGUGGCGGUGUUGAGAGCAAGGUGGGCAGCCAGCAUGCAACGAAUGGUAGUGCUGGCUUCAAAGGUGACUGUCCCCAGGAUGGCAGCAGCAAGGGCAGUGCCAUGGGGCGUGGCAGGCCAUCAAAUCAAGGCGUGGCACGGUCAGCAUCGCCCAUCCGAGCCCUGUUCCCCAACGGCCUUUGGAAUGGCAGCCCUAGAAGACAGAGAGCAGUGGCAGCAGCAGGAGCCACUGCAGUCAUGAUCAGAGACUGUUGACACUGGUGAGCCAUGGUGGCAGAAAGAGAACUGCAGCAAUGGCCAUGCUUUGCAAUCUUGAUUGCUUAACUUGAGUUUAAAGUUCUUAGUAAAGGCGGAGCGAGAAUGGUACCUCGGGGCGUUGCCCGUAUAACCUAUCCAGUGGGACUGAAUAUAGUCAGAGGGCCUCGAAUGUAUGGGCGGUAGGUUGAGCAUCCAGUGUAACAUAACUUGUGGGAAGUCCACAUGGGUAGAGCAUCCCAUCCCAUCCGAUGU
This is a messenger RNA of Closterium sp. NIES-67, 7571 nucleotides long. The record is from the annotation of a GenBank genome assembly. Lineage: Eukaryota; Viridiplantae; Streptophyta; Zygnematophyceae; Desmidiales; Closteriaceae.